Molecule: messenger RNA, 1836 nt
Organism: Hirsutella rhossiliensis
Lineage: Eukaryota; Fungi; Ascomycota; Sordariomycetes; Hypocreales; Ophiocordycipitaceae
Product: fungal specific transcription factor domain-containing protein
Exons: 9
Coding region: 1-1836 (611 amino acids)
Biological process (GO): positive regulation of transcription by RNA polymerase II
Cellular component (GO): nucleus
Molecular function (GO): DNA-binding transcription factor activity; transcription cis-regulatory region binding
Source: RefSeq, a predicted model, not a curated record
AUGGACGACCACUACCGUCACUUCCUGACGUCCGUGUCGGAAGUGCCGGGCUACUUCACCUCGGCCCCUGAGGAAGCCGACCUGUCUCCAGACAGUGGAAUUUCCAUGCCCGCGCGCGGCACCCCCUUGCCGGAUUCGCAUCAGAAUCUGGAGCACCCUGGAAACUUCCCGGAUCCAGUGUUUAUCAGCUCCUCCAGACCUUCAAAAGGACGAGGUCUGGCUGCUUUGUCUGUCGGAGCAGACGAGUCAAGUGUGACGAGACGCAUCCCGUAUGCCAGCGCUGCAAGAAAGGCAAUCGCGACUGUGUCUAUCCAGACCCUCCCGCUCCAAAGGGACUUUCGAGUCAGGACGUAUCAAAGAACAGCCUCCAUCUCCGGAGCGAUCUGGCUCACAAACGCUCGGGAUGGCGAAUAUGGCACCCGCCGCUUCGACCGCCGGGGCCACGGACGGGGGGAUUGGUCGCAUUUGCCUCCAGAUUUCCAGCGUCAUCUUAACUACUUCGUCGCGAACAUUACAAACUAUCACUACAGCAUAGCCAACGACGGAGACGAAUUCUUCACCGCCAUCUUGCCUACCAUGGCCGUCAAACAUGAGCCUCUGCUACACGCGGUAGUAGGCUUCUCUGCGUAUCACGCAAUGCUGCAGGACCCAGAUGGGCAGCUUCAAGACUUCCUCAAAUACUACAACGGAGGGGUCACUCUGCUGCUCGAGUGUCUGAAACGCAAGGAGGCUAAUAACGUGCCUACACUGGUCACCAUUCUGCAGCUGGCCACCAUGGAGGAGUUUCUAGGUGACUGGGUGAACCUAAUGGGGCACCAAAAGGCCGCGUUCGAAAUCAUCACGGAAAUCUUCGAGCCAGAAACAGUCAUGCACACGGCGGUGGGCAGGGCAUGCCUGAACUGGUACAGCCGAUAUGACAGCUACGUGGCUAUCAUGGGCGGCUUCCCCACGGAGCUAUCUCGCGAGUGGUUCGACUGCAUGACCGAGUAUAGCCAAUCUCAGGUCACAGCUAGCCCCGACGAUCUGCGCUGGAGGAUUGACGAUCGCUCCGCACGUUUGAGGUCCAUUUCGUAUGACAUGUCUAUGCUCUAUGCCCGGGGGAGCCGAGGGCAGAUUUCCCUCCAAGACUUUUGUCGCGAGCACCAACGAGUGACGCGCAAGCUGCACGAGUGGAGGAGUUCGUGGGAUCCGGCCUUGAUGGACCCCAAAUACCUCGUCACUGAUUUUUACUACCGGAAACCCCUUGACCCCGGAGACAUUGUUGAUCCUUACAAGCCCGGGGUCCUCUUUAAGCCGCCCCUUUUCACCACGACGCUGAUAGCCGCCGAAUGGCAUUCCAUCAUGAUUAUGCAUCUGUCUCAAGCGGCCAACAUGCCACCAAGCCAACUGUUCGUCAAGUUUGGAGAGCAUGCCUUUGCAGCCUGCCAGUACUUUGAGUCGGUGGAAUUCUGGCCCUCGAAGCCAAAGGGAUCCAUGGUUUCGUUGCAGCCGUGCAUCUCCAUUGCCGCACUGUUUCUUCCCCAAGACAGCAAGCAUCAGAUGUGGAUUCGCCGCAAGUUUGCUUGCCUGGACAUCCUGGGAUGUAUCCAUCCCACGACGCGUCGGAUCAAAAUGGCCAAAGUGUUCCGCGAUCCGUCGUGCGCGCACUGGUGGCUGCCCAAUGACGAGGGGUUGACGCCGGUGUUGCAGAGCAUCCGCGCCUUUGCCGACGAGCGAAACGCGGCGGCUGUGGAUGCCCAGGUGGAUAACAUCCGCGAAGUGAGGCACCUGUUUGCCAAGCUGGAGAUUGGCGCCCAGGACGACGACGCUGCGGGGAGUAAAGGGAGGAGUUCAUGA